GAAGGUGCUCACGAGCUCAAUCGUAUCAAACACUGCACGAUAAUGCAGGCUCGCGCUAUCCCCGCGGACGGAAGAGGCGCUAUGGGGUAAGAGUCACCACUCAAAGGUCCUCGAUCCAGUGCUGAUGUUCUCGUGUCGUCGGAGUUCGUCUUGGCAACUCGGCACAGCAGUCUCUUUGGGUAAUCGUCACGGAUGAGCGGUAGCCGGCCUCAUUGCUAGGCCACUCACAUGUUCAUAUAUAGCUCCGAGCAUUUUCUCUACUUUUCCACGUAAUUGUUCCCCGGAUCUACAACAUACACACCGCUUCGAACCCCCUGCGUACGUUGUGACCAUGAAUUGCCCUUCUAAAACCGACGAUGACAUCCUCCUGAACCCAACCUGGAAUCAGAACCCGCCGCGCUUUGCAGCCGAUCUUACGACAUGCCAAGAUUUGAAUGGGAUUGCGAAUGCAAGGGAGCUGGGUGAUGCGGAUCGAUUGCGCAGUGGCGCACAAGGUCUCAGACGCUGCGAUGUGGACGAACAUCAAUUCCAAGAGAAGGAGAAGCAAUCACCUGUGCUUGGGGAGGGUGUCAAGGGUCCUUAUAAUGGACCUUGCACCCGAACAAUCGCAAUCGUAAGAAAUGAAUUCCAAGCUGAAUUCAGCACAUCUGGUUACAGGACGUCGCGGACGACAUUUAAGAGUUGGGGUCGUUGGAUUCUGUCUGUGUUAUGCACCUCCCUGUUCAUGUCUUACAUGAGCAGAGACAGAGUCUCAAACAUCGCACCUGCCAAGCCUGUAUUUCACAGCACUCCCGUGAUCCACCACUAUGCCAAGAGAGAUGGCUGUGCUGUAGGUGGCGCGCAGCCCGACUACAACCUUCCAUUUCACGUCGGUGGCCUAUUUAUCAUCCUCUUUGUCUCUUCGACCGCAUGCGCCUUUCCGAUCCUGGUAAUCAAGUUCCCUCGUCUACGAAUCCCCGCCUCGUUUCUCUUCAGCGCGAAGCAUUUCGGAACCGGCGUCCUAAUUGCCACAGCUUUCGUUCAUCUUUUGCCUACAGCUUUCUUAUCCCUCAGCGACCCAUGCUUGUCAAGCUUCUGGACCGAAGACUAUCCAGCAGCGCCUGGUGCAAUCAUGUUGGCUAGUAUCUUCUUCGUGACAGUGAUUGAGAUGGUCUUCUCUCCGGGAAGACAUUGCUGUGGCGGAAGUGAAGGGGUCGACGGCGUGGCUCGUGAAACAGUUCAAGAAAUGGAAAACGAAAUGCAUACAGCGCCAGAACUUCAAGCGCAGAUGAGAAGGACUCAUUCUGAAGGCAGCAUGCAGGAACAAGUUCGCUCAAUGGGUAACCUCAGAGGCAGAGUCACUAGCAUUAGCCGUACCCUCUCUCAAUACCGAGCGGAUAAUCAAAGGCUCGAUAUCAUCGAAUCCACCGUGGAAGUAACGCAGGACGGGUCUGACAGGAAGGACAGUAAUGAGAGUGCGGUCGAGGACCCGGAGAUCAGUCAGCAGAAUUUUCAGAUGACGACUGAGCAAGCUCAUAAGAAAGCUGUGUUGCAGUGCUUCCUUCUCGAAAUGGGAAUCUUAUUUCACAGCAUUUUCAUCGGCAUGUCACUUGCCGUAGCCAUUGGCAACGACUUUGUCGUUCUGCUCAUCGCUAUCAUCUUUCAUCAAACAUUCGAAGGACUCGCGCUCGGUGUCCGUAUCGCCGCCAUCUCCUGGCCAGCUCGUUCUCCCCAGCCAUGGCUUAUGGCUGUCGCGUAUGGUUGCACAACACCUCUCGGUCAGGCCAUCGGUAUCGCUACCCACACUUUGUAUAGUCCCGACUCUGAGAUCGGACUCCUCGUUGUUGGCAUCAUGAACGCGAUUUCCGCCGGGUUCCUCGUCUUUGCCUCGCUUGUAGAGCUUAUGUCUGAGGACUUCCUCAGUGACGAGAGCUGGCAGGUGCUGAGGGGCAAGAAGAGAGUUGUAGCUUGCCUGUUGGUCUUCUUUGGGGCUUUCUUGAUGAGCCUCGUUGGAGCGUGGGCCUAAGUGAAGGAUAUGGAGAGGGAAAAGGUGGAGCGGAGUGGAGAGCAGCGAUUGGACGCGUGAGAGACUUCUGGUGAAGACGAGGAUUAUGUAAGGUGAUGGAGGCAAGUGUCAAGCGAGAAAUGCUAUUGGUGGAGUGGAUCUACAGAUCAUGUCUGCUCGCACAUUUUACUCCAUGGGUCAAGUCAGAUCGCACUUCUGUGACUCGUACCGAGG
This is a messenger RNA of Boeremia exigua, 2218 nucleotides long. Its product is annotated as ZIP zinc transporter-domain-containing protein. Gene Ontology annotation, molecular function: zinc ion transmembrane transporter activity. Bases 332 to 2005 code for a protein of 557 amino acids. The record is from RefSeq and is a predicted model, not a curated record. The transcript has 3 exons. Gene Ontology annotation, cellular component: plasma membrane. Gene Ontology annotation, biological process: zinc ion transmembrane transport. Lineage: Eukaryota; Fungi; Ascomycota; Dothideomycetes; Pleosporales; Didymellaceae.